UGACAGGACGCGCUGAUAACCCAGAGAUCAAUAAACCAUAGACUGCGUAAUGGUGCGUAGCAGCACGCACUACACAACAAGCAUGUGGACAUGUGGCGUUGCUGUGAUACUACCAAUAGGCGGGACUGUGGCUCUGCGGUGUGACUGUGACAUGCACAGCUGGAACAUAGCAGAGGGUUGGCACGCGUUCCAGCUGCGGCCAGAUGAUUGACUUCAGCUGCUACGCCGAAAAACAUCACAUCCAUAAGUUGUUUCCGAGCGCACCGGGAGAAGACUUUUUUUUUUUUUUUUUGCGCAUUGUAGGGUUAAUGUGCCGUAAAUAAAAGACCCGCAUAGCUCACUCAGAGGACCAUCAGCAACAACUCCCUUGGAGGGAUCCGUGUGAGUCCCCCCUCUCUGAUGGGUUCUUCUGGCUUUCGAUCAUCUCCGCGUCUCUCCGCAUGACCUUGUGCUCCUGCUCCGAAGCCAAACAGACGUUUUGAGUUGAGUGUUGGCUGGUGAUGUAACGCGUUUCAGCUCAGUGCUCACUUCACUACUGUUAUCACUGUAGCCUCCUCUCACAGAGCAUGGGACCCCUCAAACUCUAAAGUGAGAGACACGAGAGUCAAAGCUGAGGCAGACAAACAAGGGAAAAAACAGAGAGGAAAGGAACGAUGGAGUCCAUUUUGUCGGAGCAGUCGGCCACAGUGGAUGAGCUGGUCGAAGCAUGCAUCCAAGCCUUCGACGAGAAGGGCGCUCUGAAGGAUGCUUCCUUGGUCCGCAUGUUUCUCAUGAUGCAACCUUGGUACAUCCCUUCGACCGAGAUGGCAAAGAAGCUAGUGCUCAAAUCUCAAGAGGAGAGCUGCACUGCUGAGCGCCGAACAAGAAUAUGCCACCUUGUCAAGUACUGGAUUUCUGAGUUUCCAGCAGAGUUCAAUCUAAACCCGGAGCUAGAGGAGCAGAUCAAAGACUUUAAAGACCUCUUGACCACUGAGGGCAACGAGAGACAGAGCCAGCUCAUUGACCUCGACAGUGUGCCGUCAUAUAAAUGGAAGCGUCAAGUGACUCAGCGUGUCCCAUCAAUGUCCAAAAAGAGAAAAAUGUCCCUGCUGUUCGACCACCUUGAUUCCUGCGAACUAGCUGAACACCUGACCUACCUGGAGUACAAGUCCUUCUGCAAGAUCCUGUUUCAGGACUACCACAGCUUUGUGAUGCACGGCUGCACGGUGGAUAACCCCAUCCUGGAGCGUUUCAUCACCCUUUUCAACAGUGUCUCCCAGUGGAUCCAGCUCAUGGUACUCAGCAAGCCCACCGCCCCACAGAGAGCUGCCGUCAUCUCCCACUUCAUCAGAGUGGCACAGAAGCUGCUCCAGUUGCAGAACUUCAACACGCUGAUGGCGGUGGUGGGCGGCCUCAGCAACAGCUCCAUCUCUCGUCUCAAAGAUACGCAGGCCCACAUCAGCGCGGAGACCAACAAGGUUUUUAACAACCUCAUCGAAUUGGUGACAUCAUGUGGGAACUACAGUCAGUACCGCAAACGCUUUUCUGAGUGCUCUGGAUUUCGAUUCCCAAUCCUCGGCGUGCACCUGAAAGACCUGAUAGCUGUGCACGUGGCGCUGGCAGACUGGGCUGACAAAGAGAAAACACGGGUCAACCUCACCAAGACCCAACAGCUGCACGCCAUUCUUCAAGAGCUGGCGAUGAUCCAGAACACACCUCCUAACAUCGAUGCCAACACAGAUCUGCUCAACCUGCUUACAGUAUCUCUGGACCAGUACCACACAGAGGAAGAGAUCUACCAGAUGUCUCUGCAGAGAGAACCCCGCAAGCCAGCUAACUCCAGCCCCGCCCCCGCACCUGACCCCAAGCCCACCAUGAUCGAUGAGUGGGCUGUGUCGGUGAAGCCCAGCGCUGACCCGACGGUCAUCAAGAAGCACAUAGAGAAGAUGGUAGAGUCAGUUUUCAAGAACUUCGACACAGACGGCGACGGCCACAUUUCCAGGGACGAAUUUGAAGCAAUCAGGAACAACUUCCCUUACCUCAGCAAGUUUGGAGAACUGGACAAGAACCAAGACGGAAAGAUCAGCAGAGACGAGAUGGUAGACUACUUUAUGAAAGCCAGCUCUCUGCUUAACUGCAAGAUGGGUUUCAUUCAUACUUUUACUGAGACCACUUACGUUAAGCCCACGUUCUGCGAGCACUGCGCCGGCUUUAUAUGGGGCUUCUACAAACAAGGCUACAAGUGUAAAGCCUGCGGGGUGAACUGCCACAAGUCCUGCCGAAGCCGCCUGGCUGUCGAGUGCCGGAAGAGGACCAAGAGCAUCAGCCAUGAGACACCACCUGCCCUCCAGGCUAGAUCCUACAGCUUCCCUCCACCUGCCAACACCCCACCUAGCCUGCAGAACACAGUGAUUGCUGAAGAGGAUAUAGAGUCAGUGGAGGAAGGAGUGUUUGAUGUACACCUAUAACCAGAAUCCCUCCUACGGUCGGUGUGCGAGAAGCCAAAUCAGCGAGCAGUUGGAAGCCACACACAGAAUGUGCUACAGUAUGUCAGUUUUACAGCUCUCGACACUGAGGAGAAAUUGCACUGAACACAAUCCAGGAUACCUACAUGCUGCCACACAGUGGACACAUACUGCAACAGCAACUCCACUCCAGCUAACUCACAUGAAUGUGACGACCAAUGUGAAUGGAAUGUAUUUGUAUGUUUCCUAUGUAAGAUUUCUGCAUUUUGAUUCAUUGUUGGCCAAGAGUGUUACUGUAAAACUAUAACUAUAUAUUCACACAAAAAAAUCCAUAAAAUUGUAUUUUCUCAGUGGAAUGUUAAAGUCAGUGAAGUUUAUAAUUUGAGCACACUUUGCUGCAAAUUGGAAUGGCUCUACUUUUUUUCUUUAAAACCUAAAAGAGGUGCUGUUAUCGCCAAGAAUGUAAACCUGCCACCCAGACUAAGCUGCCGUCUUCUUUAUCCGAGAAGCUCUGCUUUUUAUUGUUUACCAUCUUGUUAUGAAAUACAUUUCAGUGGACCAAUAAUAGGACCAAUUUUGAUGUCAGAUAAAAUAUUGUUGAUCUGUGGUGCUCGUCUGAAGCUUGAUGACAAAAGCAACCAUUUUGCCCACAAAAGAAACAGCUGAAAUGACUGUGUGGACAGUUAUACAUGAAUUAGAAAUGGACUUUGAACAAUGUUAUAUUUUUGUCAUGUUUACCAGAAUAUCAGUAACUGUCCUAUAGUUAUUGCUGUUGUGUUGUUUCAGUAUACAGUACUGUCUUGUACCAGUGCACCGAUAGAUGGUCUAUCCUCUUGCAGUACUGUGAAUGUAGCAGAAACAGUGAAUUGCUGCUGCCAGAUGAAGAGCUCAUCUCUCCCAGUAAACAUGUUGACAUCAGAGAGCGGGAAAAUGCUUAACUCCCUGUUGAUUUAGUUAUUGAAUGAGCUUUGGAGUUUUGAAACUGUCAGUAAAAAUUAAAUAAUCCAAUAUAUACAAAAAAGAGUAAGAGUAAUGAGGCUUUUCAUUUGACAGCAGCAUAUAAAUAUUAUAUUAUUUCCCUGAGAAUCUGUUUUGAUGCAAGUUGUAUUUUGCCGUUUUUACCCUGCAUGCUUCUCCCUUCAUGCCUCUAUCCUCCAGCCAGACGUCUCUGUUGCUGAGGAUUUUUCAGUUUUUUUAAUGUUGCACGCCAAGUUAUCGUUCAUUUAAGAAACAUGAAGUCUUGAAAUUCCAGAGAGAGGAAAACGCUUCUGUUGCUUUGUGCCUGUGGAGAAAUGAAUUCAGACUUCGAGUGCCAUAUUGUUAACUGCUGGUUCAUCAUUGAAUGAGACUCCUCACAUUUGCUGGUAUUUAUUUUUCUGUAUAAAUAGCUAAAUAGCUGCCGGUCCUUCUGUGUCACUCCCUGCCUGACGAAGGAUGUUUGUUGUCAUUCUGUGAAUGAAUCUUUCAGACUGAUGUCAUGCUAAUCCUUGUGAUCCUAAACUCUUUCUCAGUAUUAAAUGCAGCUGGCAUCACUCUAAUAUGUGUUCUGGUUAAGAAUUUCUGUGACUAAUAAGAAUGAAUACUGAAAAAAAAAUCAAGGUUUUGUCUUGUCUUUCUGAAAUGGUAAUUCAAUCAGAUGUUUGCACUUUUGUAUUUAUGAAUCAAAGGUGUAUUCAGCAGAAGUUAUUCUCUGUUUUACGUCCAAUAAAAUACACAUUACUGUUAA
Molecule: messenger RNA, 4170 nt
Organism: Larimichthys crocea (large yellow croaker)
Lineage: Eukaryota; Metazoa; Chordata; Actinopteri; Sciaenidae
Product: RAS guanyl-releasing protein 2
Exons: 17
Coding region: 654-2447 (597 amino acids)
Biological process (GO): Ras protein signal transduction
Cellular component (GO): plasma membrane
Molecular function (GO): guanyl-nucleotide exchange factor activity; calcium ion binding
Source: RefSeq, a predicted model, not a curated record